UUCAGAGAACAAAGGAAAAUGUACAGAGAAUCAGUGAAUCAUUCGUGCAAAUUCACAAACCAAAACAGCCCAAUACCCAAUUUACCAGCAAGUAAAAUACCCAUUAAGUAGCUAAGAAAACAUUGCAUCAUAAAUAUUUUCCCGAGAACCAAACAGGGGACUCGGUGGUACUACUUACUUCCCAAUAGGCAACGUCGUCUCUGUACCACUGAGUCUUCUCGGUCUGGUUCCUCUUCAUCAGAACCAAGAACUUAAUGGAGUUUCAUCAGCGCCAAGUCCCAGUUGGAAACGAACAUCUUCCGACCAGGCUGGAUCCAUAAAGCAAACAUCUUUUAGAUGCCCACCAUGACCGGUCGCUUUUCUUAUCAAAAUGGUAGUUGGUGUAGUUUCCAUGAAAAAGCAAGGAAAUGAAAUACUGUUUUUCUUUUCAAGAUGAAGCUGCAUGCGGAUUUACAACAUGGAAGGGAAAACAGUAAUGAACCUAGCAAGUCUCCUGCAGGAUAGCAUACAGAAGAAAGCCCCACUAGCAGGGAAAAUACUCCAUGCUCACAUUCUUCGUUUUUGCCUCUUCCCGAACACCUUUCUUUGCAAUCGCCUCAUUGCAUUCUACGCUAAAUGCGAUGACGUUACUGCUGCUUACCAGGUGUUUGAUAAAAUGCCUAGCAAGGAUGCAGUUUCUUGGAACAGUGUGAUCAGCUCGUUAGUACGAAGUGGUUAUAUGCAAAAAGCAUUGACCGUUUAUGAUACGAUGAUUUCGGAGGGAUUUUUGCCUACCCAUUUCACUUUUCCCAGCAUUUUCAGUGCGUGUGGACAGUUGUUGGAUAAUGAGCGCGGUAGGAGGUGUCAUGGUCUCGCUGUUAAGAUUGGUCUUGAUGAGGAUUUAGUUGUUGGUAAUGCAUUAUUAUGCUUCUACACCAAGUGUGAGUCCAUUAAGGAUGCACUUCGAGUCUUUUGGAACAUGCCUGAUACCAGUGAGGUAACUUUUACCACAAUGAUGGGUGGGUUAGCAAAGACGGGUUGGUUUUUGGAGGCACGAGAUAUGUUUAAAAUGAUGUGUAUGAAAGGGAUUCGGAUUGAUUCUGUUUCAUUAUCUAGUCUUUUAAGUGUUUUGGGUGGAAGAGUAAGUGAUGAAUGUGAGUUUUAUGACGAUCCAAGUGAUGGGUUUUUGAGUAAUGCUCCUGGUGAACAAAUUCAUGGCAUUGCAAUUAAACUUGGAUUUGAAAGAGAUCUUCACUUAAACAAUUCAUUACUUGAUAUGUAUGCAAAGAAUGGAGACAUGGAUAGUGCAGAAUUGCUUUUUGCUACUUUGCCUGAAAUUAACACUGUUUCUUGGAAUAUUAUGAUAGCUGGAUAUGGUCAAAAAAAUCAGAGGGACAAAGCUCUGGAAUAUCUGCAAGGAAUGCGGCGUUGUGGUUUUGAGCCAAAUGAGGUCACUUGUAUUAAUAUGCUUGCAGCAUGUGUUAAGUCUGGGGAUAUUGAGACUGGACGAAGAAUGUUUGAUCGAAUAUCAGCCCCAACUGUGACUUCUUGGAACGCUUUACUCUCAGCAUAUUCACAUAAUGAAAACCACAAGGAAGUCAUAAAGAUUUUUAAGGAAAUGCAAUUUAAGUUUGUGCAACCUGAUCGAACUACAUUGGCUGUUACUCUCAGCUCAUGUGCUGGAAUGGGGCUUCUGGAUGCUGGAAAACAAGUCCAUGCUGCAGCGCUAAAGUGUGCUUUUCAUACCAACAAAUAUGUCGCUAGUGGACUUAUUAGCAUGUAUGCGAAAUGUGGGAAGAAAGAGAUGGCUGAGUGUAUAUUUUAUAACAUUCCUGAAGUGGAUAUUGUCUGUUGGAACUCUAUGAUUGCAGGCUUUUCUCACAAUUCAUUGGAGAAAGAAGCUUUCCUUCUUUUUAGCCAGAUGCGUCAAAAUGGUAUUCUUCCUUCCCAGUUUUCUUAUGCAAGUAUACUUAGUGCUUGCACAAAAUUAUAUUCUCCAUUUCAAGGACGACAGGUUCAUGCUCUGGCAGCAAAAGUUGGAUAUCAGAAUGAUGUCUUUGUGGGAAGUGCUCUUAUUAAUAUGUACUGUAACUGGGGUGAUGUAGAUGAGGCAAUUAAAUUCUUUAAUAUGAUGUCUGCUAAAAGUACUGUUACAUGGAAUGAGAUCAUACACGGGCAUGCCCAAAAUGGACGUGCAAGAGAGGCAGUUCAUCUCUAUAAAUGCAUGAUUGAAUCGGGUGAAAAACCAGAUAGCAUAACCUUUGUUUCUGUUCUGGGUGCUUGUAGUCAUUCAGGAUUGGUCAAUUUGGGUCUUGAAAUAUUUAAUUCAAUGCAGAGAGUCCAUGGACUAGAGCCACAAUUGGAUCAUUAUACUUGUGUCAUUGAUUCCCUUGGCAGGGCCAACCGAUUUCUCGAAGCAGAAAUGCUUAUAGAAAAGAUGCCAUAUAAAGAUGAUCCCAUCAUAUGGGAAGUUUUGCUUAGUUCUUGCAGAGUUCAUGCCAACGUGAACUUAGCUAAACGAGCAGCAAAGGAACUGUUUUGCCUGGAUCCACAAAACUCUCUCCCUUAUGUGCUUUUAGCCAAUAUCUAUAACUCUUUAGGAAGGUGGGAUGAAGCAGCGGCUGUUAGAGAACUCAUGAGCAGUAAACAGGUUCUUAAAUAUCCAGGUUCCAGCUGGAUUGAAGAAAAAAGCUAAAUGCUUGACACAUGUAGUGGAUGAGAAUAUUUGAUAGUACUAAGGCAUAUUUUCCAGCAGACAUAUGGGUGGGUAGAGUCCAAUUUUCUAGCUACACAGACGUUUAAUUCUUGGAUACAAGCUAAGUUGGGCUCAUUGUUAUUCUUUAUAUCCAAAGAGAGUGAAGAGAAAAGAAGAAGAUCAUCAUUUUUAACUAUCCUUAAAGGUGGCUUAUCCACUUUAUGAUCUAUCUGGAUAAAACUUAAUAUAUAUUUUAAUUUGAAUGUAUCACAAAACUUUGUAAUUUUUGGACCAUUAGGAGUAUACAACAUAAAUCUUUUUAGACUAGAAAUCUGUACACUCAUUAGAGUAGGACUCUACAUUGUAAUGUUAUAAAUAGCAUCUAAACUUGAUGAG
Molecule: messenger RNA, 3070 nt
Organism: Carica papaya (papaya)
Lineage: Eukaryota; Viridiplantae; Streptophyta; Magnoliopsida; Brassicales; Caricaceae
Product: Pentatricopeptide repeat (PPR) superfamily protein
Biological process (GO): RNA modification
Molecular function (GO): protein binding; RNA binding
Source: RefSeq, a predicted model, not a curated record